Molecule: messenger RNA, 1815 nt
Organism: Galeopterus variegatus (Sunda flying lemur)
Lineage: Eukaryota; Metazoa; Chordata; Mammalia; Dermoptera; Cynocephalidae
Product: NADH-cytochrome b5 reductase 3
Exons: 8
Coding region: 49-885 (278 amino acids)
Cellular component (GO): mitochondrion
Molecular function (GO): FAD binding; oxidoreductase activity
Source: RefSeq, a predicted model, not a curated record
UUGGGCCACGUGGUGCUCUCCCCGGUCUGGUUCCUCUACAGCCUGCUCAUGAAGCUGUUCCAGCGCUCCUCACCGGCCAUCACCCUGGAGAGCCCGGAAAUCAAGUACCCGCUGCGGCUCAUCGACAAGGAGAUCAUCAGCCAUGACACCCGGCGCUUCCGCUUCGCCCUGCCAUCGCCCCAGCACAUCCUGGGCCUCCCUAUUGGCCAGCACAUCUACCUCUCGGCUCGAAUCGACGGAAACCUGGUCAUUCGGCCUUACACACCCGUCUCCAGCGAUGAUGACAAGGGCUUCGUGGACCUGGUCAUCAAGGUUUACUUCAAGGACACCCAUCCCAAGUUUCCCGCUGGAGGAAAGAUGUCUCAGUACCUGGAAGGCAUGCAGAUUGGAGAUACCAUUGAGUUCCGGGGCCCAAAUGGGCUGCUGGUCUACCAGGGCAAAGGGAAGUUUGCCAUCCGUCCCGACAAGAAAUCCAACCCCAUCAUUAAGACAGUGAAGUCUGUUGGCAUGAUCGCUGGAGGGACAGGCAUCACCCCAAUGUUGCAGGUGAUCCGCGCCAUCAUGAAAGACCCCGAUGACCACACUGUGUGCCACCUGCUCUUUGCCAACCAGACUGAGAAGGACAUCCUGCUUCGUCCCGAGCUGGAGGAACUGCGGAACGAGCAUUCCGCCCGCUUCAAGCUCUGGUUCACAGUGGACAGGGCUCCUGAAGCCUGGGACUACAGCCAGGGCUUCGUGAACGAGGAGAUGAUCCGGGACCAUCUCCCGCCCCCGGAGGAGGAGCCGCUGGUGCUGAUGUGCGGACCCCCGCCCAUGAUCCAGUACGCCUGCCUGCCCAACCUGGACCGCGUGGGCCACCCCAAGGAGCGCUGCUUCGCCUUCUGAUGGCCGGGCUGGCCGCACGCGCACCCACCCGCCCCGCGUACUCACCUCGCCCUGUCCACACUUACCCUGCCAUCUCCCCCCAUCUGCCCACAUCUCACGCUGGAGCCCCGGGUUCGGCCUGGCCUGCCCGUGCCCUGAUGGUCACCCAGCUGAGCUGAGCUGGCCCCUGAGGGUCCAUUUUGGGAGCAGGAUCUGUUUCAGGUGGGCCACGGCUGGCCGCCUUCAGAUAGGUUCCUGUCUGGCACUCACCAGUUCUCACCGAGGUGCCGCUCCACCCGUCCUCAUGACCUCCACACACACUACAGGCCCAGGGCUGCCAGCACUGUGUUCCACCAGCCUCUCUGGGCAGUGAACCACAGUUGAGCUGCAGGUGCCAGGGACCACCUCAGCCACCGUCCUGGGACCCUUGCCCGCUGCCCCUGCUGCCUGCCUCAGAGCUGAGGCUGGGCCUUAGCACCUGACGCUACAGGUGACAGGAAAUACCAAAAAGUCCUCUUGGAGGGGGGCUGCUCAGGGUGAGAGGCUACCCCCCAGCCCAGGCCCCAGGCAGGCCCAGUAAGAGGGUGUUGGCCAAGGGCCCCUUGGACUGGCACAUGGGCCUUCCUGAAACCCUAACACAUCCAGACAUAUGCACAGCCUUGGGAGUCUCAAGCUGUCAUCCUGGCAGCCCGAUGGACCCCCUUGGGGUUCUGGGGCCACCAGCCGUGGGGGCAGAACUACAGCCACCAUGUUUAUUCCUCUGUCCCAAACUUACCCCUCCUCUUGCCCAGUGUUGGGGGAGAUUUCAAGCAGUGCCUCUUGUCUGAGAGACAUAUUCGGUGGCUUUGACGUUGCCUUUAGACAACAACUGUGUUAGCCUCUAGCAUAUUGGCUUUUUCAGAGUCAUUUAUGAGCAGGAAAAAAAUUGAAGUAAAACUUUGCUAAUAUCAA